Messenger RNA from Manduca sexta (tobacco hornworm), 1023 nucleotides. It is a transcript of the gene Dnali1, whose product is annotated as putative inner dynein arm light chain, axonemal. The transcript is spliced from 6 exons. NCBI's taxonomy places the organism in Eukaryota, Metazoa, Arthropoda, Insecta, Lepidoptera, Sphingidae. Gene Ontology annotation, cellular component: axoneme; filopodium. Bases 127 to 858 code for a protein of 243 amino acids. The record is from RefSeq and is a predicted model, not a curated record. Gene Ontology annotation, molecular function: dynein heavy chain binding.
CCGUUGCUAAGCGAUAACGUUGCUAUGGUUACAAUAAUAUUUAUGGAUAAUAAAUGCAUUUGUACAUAACAAAUUGUUAUUUUACAAAACUUUACUUACAAAUCAUUAUAAACUAAGGGAUAUAUAAUGGGCGAAAGAGCUCCAGUAUCGGCGGAGGAUACUCUAGUCCGUUACGAUAAUCCGGUCUUAGUAACUAAAAGACCGGAGAAAGUUAUAUCACCGCGUGCUGGCGCAUCAAUUCAGCCAUGUGUGCCUACAGAAGCUAAAAGAGAAACUGAAGAAAUUCUGAACGCUAUACUUCCUCCUAAAGAGUGGGAGGAAGAUGGUCAGAUAUGGACACAAAAGAUAUCAUCCACACCGGCAACGAGAUUAGACGUGAUAAAUCUUCAAGAAAUGCUGGACACACGUCUCCAACAAAGACAAGCCCGGGAAACCGGUAUCUGUCCAGUGCGAAGACAGCUUUACACGCAGUGCUUCGAUGAGUUAAUUCGACAGGUAACUAUCAACUGUGGUGAAAGAGGGUUACUGCUUUUGAGAGUUCGAGACGAAGCAAGAAUAACCAUGGAAGCAUAUCAGACACUUUACUGUAGUUCCAUAGCAUUUGGCAUGAGAAAGGCUUUGCAGUCGGAGCAAGGAAAGUCCGACCUAAUGGACCAAGUGGCUAAGCUAGAGACAGAACGUUCUGCUCUAGAGAAACAGUGUAUGGAGCUAAAGCAGAAAACCGAACAGCUGGAGAGACGCGCCGCGGAAUUGCGAGCGGCGGAAGAAAAACGCCACCAAGAAGAAUUACUUGCAUUGAAAAAGACCAAUGCUCAAUUAAAGGCGCAAUUAGAGGGCAUUAUUGCUCCGAAGAAAUAGUGUUAUUAAGUCUGUUUCAUUGGGAGGCUUUGUUGCUCUACUCUUAGUUAACUUUAAAUUUCUAUAUAAAUUAUGUUACUAGAAUAUUAAAUGAUAUUAAAUAAAGAAGCUAUAUACAUAAUGGUUCUUUUCAAAUGAUUGUACAAUGUAGUGUUACUAAUUUAA